ACUGUAGGCUUCACACUGCUGUAGGCUGCCAGCACCAUAUCUCAGAGAAGCAAGCAGAAAUCUGGGAAUUUAGAUAUGCAUUCCCCAGCUCCUCCUUCUAGUCCUUUCACACUUGACUUGGUGUUUCUCGGACCUCCUUCCAGAAAGUUCACCCUCCUUUUAUUUCUCAAGGGAAAUCUGCGAAAGACCGCCCAUAAUGUGACGUCACAGGCAUCCAUUAAGCGAGCGUAAAAGCGUCCCGCAAACAAGAUGGCGCACUCAUGGGGGCGGUUCUGGCUGCGGCAAUAACACGUGUUCUACGGUAGCCACACAGCAAUGGUAGUGGAGGCGGGCGCGGCCUAUUGCUGUACAGUGACGCAGUAGAUAUUCGUGCUGGUUGUGGCCUUUUCUUUGUGAGGGCUGAGGCGAGUAGCGACAGAGCGGGAAAUUUGUAAGAAAAGAAGGACAGUCUAUCGGUACCGGAAAAGGAGUAGCGUUGGGGGAGACGCAUUAAAUCUGAGCUCCUGCAAAAUCAUCAGUCACAAAAAAGUGUGUUCAAUCCAAGAGCCAUAUAUUUUUUUGAAUGAACCAAAACAGAUAUUAACAAGGCUGCUGAAAGAAGAAAUAUGUCUAAGGCUCCUACAAGGUCCAGUCCAUCACGAAGAGAUUUGUACAGUUAUGGGGACACCCGUGAUGCCAGACGUGACCGUUCUCCUCUCCGUACCAGCCCCAGAAGAGAGAACAGGGAAGCUAGAGAUGGCAGAGAUUCUCGUUCACUUCGUGAUGGGCGUGACACAAGGGAUGGAAGGGACCAAAGAGAAGCUAGAGAUGCUCAAAACUCCAGAGAUACCCGUGACCCUAGGGACUUGAGAGAUACUAGAGAUUCAAGAGAUUUCCGAGAACCUAGAGAUGCACGAGAAUACAGAGAACCUAGAGAUCUGCGUGAUCCACGGGAUACUAGAGAGCUAAGGGAUUCUAGGUCUGUUCGGGAUCCCCGUGAUGCGAGAGACAUCAGAGAUCCAUUGUAUGACAGAUACCGUGAUCUGAGAGACACUCGAGAUCCACUGUACAGACGUGAUGAGCAUUUUGAUAGAUACCGUCCUGAUGAUCUUUAUCGUAAGAAAGAUGACAUCCUUUUGGACCGUUACCGGGAUACAUUGGAUAGACCGUUAAGGGAACCUGAACCUGAUCGCUUAAAACGUGAGGAAAGGCGACGCGAGGAGUUGUACCGGCAAUAUUUUGAUGAAAUCCAGAGAAGAGUUGAUGCAGAACGCCCUGUGGAUUGCUCUGUUGUCGUUGUUAACAAGCAGUCGAAGGAGUAUGCAGAGUCUGUCGGCCGAAAGGUGCGUGACUUAGGCAUGAUGGUGGACUUGAUAUUUUUGAAUACUGAGGUGUCCCUGACACAAGCUUUGGAAGAUGUCACUAGAGGAGGCUCUCCUUUUGCCAUUGUAAUAACCCAGCAGCAUCAGGUCCAUCGCUCCUGCACUGUGAACAUCUUGUUUGGCACUCCCCAAGAACAUCGAAACAUGCCUCUUGCUGAUGCCAUGGUGCUUAUUGCCAGAAACUAUGAACGGUUCAAAUCAGAAACUCGAGAAAAGGAGCGUGAGGACAUUGCCCGUCAGGCGGCAAAAAUGUCUGCAGAUGCCAUUCUGAGGGAGCGUGCUCUGCUUGCAGAGGAGGUAGUAAGGGGGCCAGCACCUCCAGGCAUACAGGCUGUUCUUGGACUGCUUGCGGAUAAUAGAUAUGUAACUGUAGAAGAGAUAGAUAAAGUUAUCCACUAUCUACGUGACAAAAAGGAACGAUUACUUGGGGCACCAUCUGAUUCCUUGCCAUCACAACUUUCAAGACCAUCGAUGGGAGCUGCUCCAGUAUCAUCUUUGGAUAACCAAACCAGUGGCCUAGCAAAUAAUCCAGCUCUGCAGAUGACACAGACCAUAUCUUCUGCUUCUCCAGCUGGGCAGUCUGUGAAUACCUCGCAGCAAGAACUUCAAGCAAAAAUCCUCAGUCUCUUUAACAGCGGAUCUGCCGUUGGUGCAUCCAGUAACAGCCCAGCCAGUUCUACACCUGCAUCUGGGUCUGUCUCCAAUCAGAGCUUUGGAAAUAUGCCAAAUACCCAACAGCGUCCUGGUCAGAUAAACACUUCUGCUAUGGUUUCAUCUGCACAAAGACCUCAACCUGCUACAAAUCAGCUUCCAGCAUCUAUGGGGCCUGGAGGUCCUUCAGGGCCUAUAAGAGGCCCAGCACCCAGAUCUGGUCCACCUCCACAAGCUCAGGGUGUUUAUGGACAGCAUCAGAAUCGCCCUCAAGGACCUGUAAAUGUUCCUAACCAAAGGCCUGGAGGUUCCUCAGGCAUAAACUUUGACAACCCCAGUGUUCAGAAGGCUUUGGACACAUUAAUCCAGAGUGGUCCAUCCCUUUCUCAUCUUGUGAGUCAGACAGCAGGGCAGGCUGGCCGUGGUGGGCCCCUACAACAGUCUUUGGGCAAUUAUCCUCGCCACUUUUAGUGGUCAAAUGUUAUGUAAAAUGUUGUAUUGACCACAAGUUGCUUGAAUUUUGAUGUUCAUUAAUAUGAGGAAUGCAUUCGUUUUUUGCAUAUGAUUGUUUCUAAAGCGGUUGUAAUUGCAUAAAUAAGCUUCACCCAUAAUUUUGAGCCCAAGGUAUGGGUCUCAUAAAUGUUUUGUCUUUCUCUUACGUUGGGGUGGAAACAAAUGUUUGUGAUUUUUUGACUAUUGUAUAUUGACUUCUUACGUUCAGUUGUGUUCACAAUUUUUAAGUAAACAUCUAAA
Messenger RNA from Xenopus tropicalis (tropical clawed frog), 2765 nucleotides. RefSeq names its product nuclear receptor coactivator 5 (gene ncoa5). The record is from RefSeq and is a predicted model, not a curated record. NCBI's taxonomy places the organism in Eukaryota, Metazoa, Chordata, Amphibia, Anura, Pipidae. The coding region runs from base 606 to 2483 and encodes 625 amino acids. The transcript is spliced from 10 exons.